CCAAUGCUAUACGGUAGUAUGAUAUGGCCCUAAAAUAUUUCGGGAAUCCUAGGAUUCUCUGUCUAUGUUGGGGACAAAUGAAACUUUUACUGUAUAUUCCCCAAAUUAUAAGUUUGUUCGGGGGAAGCUAAGAAUAAACCCAAUAUUCGCUAGUUUUAUUAUUGGUUUAAAGAUUUAUAACUAAGAUCUUAUCAAUAUUUUCCAAAUAUUUUUUUAAUAAAUUAUAUUCACAUUGGUAGGUAGGUGACAUAUUUCACUAAGGAUUGGUAAAAUACCGGCAAAACUUCUGGCAACUGUACUUCAUUAGAGACCAUUGCUUGUGCUUAUCUAAAGAACAAAGUAACUUGACUGGUGCGAAGUUGGCUACAUGACGUUCAUUGUCUUUAUUGUCUCUUUCACUCGUUCGUAUUUUGUGCUUGCUAUUUGCCGCCCACUCACUCCAUCGCACUAGACGCCUACCUAACUUCAGAGUGCAGACAGGUCGACGUAUAGUGGUUCAUUAUUUUGUUUAUGUUUUGAACACGGACGUAGUUUAUCACGUCAAACAUUCUCGUUAUUCCAACAUUUCCUUUGUUAAAGUACUUACCUAUUUAAAAAUAACUGUUCAAUUUCAAAAGAAGCAAAAUGAUUAGUAGAAGAAAUAUAGAAGAUAUUUUGGACAGUGACGAUGAAUUACCAACUGAAUACAUAGACCUACCCAGCAUGCCAGCCUACCAAGAUGACUGCCGUUUUAUUGAACAAAAACAGAAACAAAAAGAAGAAUUAUUAGAAAAAGUGAUUUUAGAAGGCAUGUUAAGCAAAAAAGACAUUCUUUCUUUUAAAUGUCUCGAACACACUUCAAACCAUACAACACUUAUCUGGUUUUUUAAAUAUCUUAUGUUGAAAGACUUGCAAGCUAAGUAUACAUAUCUUAACACAUGUUUGAUACCAGACUAUAAAAACUACCUUCUCAGUGAAACAGCCAAGUACAAAGAUGGAAUAAGUGAGAAAUUAAUUGAAAUUAGACUAGAAAUAGAGUAUUCUAAUAAAACGUCCACACGGUGA
Spodoptera frugiperda (fall armyworm) is the source of this 1044-nucleotide messenger RNA. RefSeq lists its product as uncharacterized. Lineage: Eukaryota; Metazoa; Arthropoda; Insecta; Lepidoptera; Noctuidae. The record is from RefSeq and is a predicted model, not a curated record. The transcript has 2 exons. Bases 625 to 1044 code for a protein of 139 amino acids.